UGCUCCUGGCUCUCCAUCGACGCCAUGGACAUCAGCGGGGAGGUGCAGCUGGAGGUGGACCACGACGUGUACAAGCGGCGGCUGUCGCCAGACGGCACACCCCUAGACGAGGGUGGGUGCCCCAGGGCGGGGUGGCUCAAGCCCGUUCCGGGCAACGACAGCGAGGCAGACCCCACCAAGGCGCCUGGCUACUGCGGCAGCUGCUACGGCUCAGAGUCGCGGGCGGGGCAGUGCUGCAACACAUGCGCAGAGGUACGAGACGCGUACCGCACAAAGGGCUGGGCGCUGCUGGAUGUGGAGAAGGUGGAGCAGUGCCACCACGAGGGGUACAAGGAGGAGAUUGACGAGCAGAAGGGGGAGGGGUGCCACGUGUGGGGGGAGCUGCAGAUCAACAAGGUGGCCGGCAACUUCCACAUCGCCCCCGGGCGCAGCUACCAGCAGGGCAACAUGCACAUUCACGACCUCAGCCCCUUUGCGGGGCAGGCGUUCGACUUCUCGCACACCAUCCACAAGCUGGCGUUUGGGCGCGAGUAUCCAGGCACGCGGGGCCAGGCCUUGAGCACCUUCUGUCUGUCUGUUGGCACCCGGAGAGAGCGCAUGGGACUGUACCAGUACUUCCUCAAGGUGGUGCCCACCUCCUACUCCGACCUGCGCAACAACACCAUCUACACAAACCAGUUCAGCGUGACGGAGCACUUUCGGGAAACGGCGUCGCCGACGGCGGGCGGCGGCCAGCUUCCGGGCGUCUUCCUCUUCUACGAUCUGUCACCCAUCAAGGCAAGCCUGGAGGGGCGGGCCCGCCUCUCCUUCCUCUCCUUCCUCACCAGCCUCUGCGCAAUCAUCGGUGGCGUGUUCACGGUCAGCGGCAUCAUCGAUGCCACGGUGUACCACGGGCAGCAGGCGAUCAAGAAGAAGCUGGACCUUGGGAAGCUGCACUGA
Chlorella variabilis is the source of this 939-nucleotide messenger RNA. RefSeq lists its product as hypothetical. The transcript has 9 exons. The annotation marks the transcript as partial. NCBI's taxonomy places the organism in Eukaryota, Viridiplantae, Chlorophyta, Trebouxiophyceae, Chlorellales, Chlorellaceae. Gene Ontology annotation, cellular component: COPII-coated ER to Golgi transport vesicle; endoplasmic reticulum. The record is from RefSeq and is a predicted model, not a curated record.